AUGGAGGACGCGGAGCCUCAGACACUGCCGGGAUUCGAAAAGGAAAUCACGGAGAACGUGGUUGAAUAUCUCAUAUUCUGCAUCGAACCAAAUUCUGAUGCACGAAAAGCACUCUCCCGGUUAGAAACAGUCCGUAAGGCGGCCAUACAGACCUGUCAGAGUCUGACUAAAGACUAUCUAUGGCAACGGGACGAGUUCAAUUUGGAGUUGAAGAACGAAGGAGGCUUAAUCUACCUUCGUGGAGCCACCGACUACGGCGAUGCCGUGGAAGAUGAGUGGUUGAUCGUUCACCUGCUCAGAGAACUUACACGAUCCCACCCCAACAUCUGGGUCCGGAUCUUCGACAGCGAUGGCGAAUUCCUCCUCGUCGAGGCUGCCAACGUCCUACCAAAAUGGCUGAGCCCCGAAAUCGACCAUAACCGGGUCUGGAUCCACGAUGGCAAGCUCUUCAUCAUCCCUUUCAAGGAACACUCUCCGGAGAUACCCCGCGCUCUGUCACUACCGCUAGCACUGGACUUUAUCAAAACCAAAAAGGGACAGCUUGUUCAUUCAGAAUUCAUUGAGUCAGAAGCCUUCUACAGACUUGAGAAAUACCCAGCCCAGAUCUCGCAAUCCCUCCACCACUCCCUGGUCACCAUCCCACGGAAACUCGCCUACAUUAUACACAAGAUCCCGAAAUCCGUACCGCCAGCCGUCGAGGCUUUCUACACCCGAGACGCCCUGGCGCUGAAACCAAUCCUAUCACCAUCACACACCUUCGUCUUCCCACCCGAGGAUUUCGUCACCGUCAGCGUCAAGUUCAGCAAAGUCCUCUUCGCCCAGCUCCGCUCUCAACGCUUCGAACCGCCCCCAAAGUGGCAAGCCCCAAUCCAAGCUCAGAGGAAGCAAGACACCACCGAGCAGGACCACUACGCACUAGACAACGGAACGAAACUAACCUGCGGGUUCGAGAUCCUCGCCGCCAAGGCCGCCCAGCACACCAGCAGGGUCGUGCGCGAGCUCGCCCUCGAACUCGAGGACCUGGAGGAGGACGGCGACGAGGUUCUGCCGUCAGACGACGACAUCAAGGGAUGGCCCGCCUUCGACCGGGCCGACCCCGAGGCCUGGCUGGACAUCAACUACGAGGACUUCGAGAACGAGCUCAGCGGCAAGAGGAAGGGCGAGGCAAAGGGGUCAUCUGAAGGGUUCGGCGACGCAGACGCGCAGGCCAAUCUGAGAAAGAUUGUCUCCCGGUUCGAAGCAUUCCUCAACGACGACCAGGCCGGCGUGGAUGGCGUCGAGCUGGAUGAAAUGGACGAGGAUGAUGAUGACCUCGACAGCGAGGAAGAUAGCGACGCCGAGGACAAAGAAGUCAGCUUUGACGAGGAAGAGUUUGCAAAGAUGAUGCGUGAGAUGAUGGGGUUGCCAUCUCCAGAGAUUCCCACGAAGAGCGGAACCAAAGCAGGCAAGGCCACCAAGAAAGCUGAUUUUGUGGAAUCCGAUGACGAGGAUGAAGAAAUCCGCCAGCUUGCGUCUGAGAUGGAGGCUGAGCUAAGUAAACAUGGCGUGCUGAAGUUGGACCCCCCAACGGAGAAGCGGGCACGCAUCCAGGACAAAGGGAAGGGCCCGAAAGAUGAUACCCAGGGUGCGGGCUCGACGAAUGCAGAGGAGGACAGUGACGAGGAAAUCCAAGUCGAUUACAACCUCGCUAAAAACAUCCUGGAGAGCUUCAAGAGCCAGGGCGGAAUGUCCGGCCCUACGAGCAACCUUCUCGGUAUGAUGGGUGUACAACUUCCAAGGGACGAGGAUGACGAAGCCGAGCAAGCAAAGCAGGAAGCAGGAAGCUCAUCACAUGAGAAGAGAUAG
Clonostachys solani is the source of this 1845-nucleotide messenger RNA. The record is from the annotation of a GenBank genome assembly. NCBI's taxonomy places the organism in Eukaryota, Fungi, Ascomycota, Sordariomycetes, Hypocreales, Bionectriaceae.